AUGUCAACCGUGUUAAAAAACCCCGACAAACUAGUAUGCGGCAACACAUCGGAAACCACCUUGGAUACAGCGCUGCACAAACUACUAACCCAAAAAUUCCCGACCACCUCACGCCAAUUGCGCACAUUUUGCAACAUGGCCAGUCGCAUAUUAAAAUUUGUGGACGUAUUUAUUAAACGUUGUCUCAAUGAAUUCACCAAGAAGAUUGUCUCGUUUGUAAUGUUCCCGAUCAAACGCGAGUUUAGCACUGUAUGCAAGUCCGGCAAACCGGGACCUAAGGCCAGGCAGCUUAUGAUCGCUGCCGAGUGCGGCAAUAAUGCCCGCCCGGGGCUACGCCGCUGUUAUUAUAGUUUCGUAGACCAGGAGCUGGGCAUGCAGUCGGUAAACGAAAAAGUCCGUAUACCUAUGGUUUGUUGCGCGUUUAAUCAAUUACGUCAGUGCUUUAUAUCGGAGGCCGAGGAAGUGAAACAGUGCACUCCCCGUACCAUUGACUAUAUGGCCCGCUGGGCCACAGAGAUAUACGGCGAGCUCAUGGAUAUUAUGUGCUAUGAAUACCCUGAAUCGAGCGAUCGAUGUGUCAAAGUGAUCAGCGAAAUACCCGAAAUUGAUAACAACACGGUUAGACCGCAAUCAUUCAUAUCGCCGUUAAUCACACUUCUCGGUAAUCUUGGCGAUGAUGAGGGUCAACCCGCUUAAGUUCACCAUAAUCAAUAUAAUACAAGUGGUUACAAGCAUGAAUGUUUUAAUUACAAAUAAAUAAUAAAUUUUAUAAUAAGUG
This is a messenger RNA of Medioppia subpectinata, 778 nucleotides long. Lineage: Eukaryota; Metazoa; Arthropoda; Arachnida; Sarcoptiformes; Oppiidae. The record is from the annotation of a GenBank genome assembly.